AACAAGAACAACAUAAUAACGUCGUUUAGAGUGAGAAUAUAUGGUCGAUAUUAGUGGUGUCAUUGUCAUUUCAUCUCAGUCGCUGAAAACGGAAACGCCAGCAGCCUAAACUCUUCUCGGGUAUCCUCCUCACCUUCUCUCCACCAGCGUCCGGGCUGAACACCGCAUAUACGAUGUGAUUGUGACUAUUUGCCGUCGGGGGGAAGUUAUAAUUGACAUUAUCAUAGCUGAAUGGCUACAGUAGCGGCGUGUCUGUCUCCGUUUCACCGCCUGCAUGCUGUUAUUUCGAUAGACGCCUGAGCUCCGUGUCGGGAGGAACCGCUAGUGUUACAUUUCUUGGCGGAAAUAACCGAACAGACGGCAUCCACGGCGCUGUAGUUGAGCUAUAUCCGAAGAAAAAGAUGUCCUUUUUCAAUUUUCGAAAGAUAUUCAAGUUAGGGCCUGACAAGAAGAAGAAGCAGUAUGAACAUGUACACAGAGAUGUAAACCCGGAGGAUAUUUGGGACAUCAUUGGGGAACUUGGAGAUGGAGCGUUUGGGAAAGUAUACAAGGCUCAGAACAAGCAGAAUGGGACCCUCGCUGCUGCCAAGGUUAUUGACACAAAGACAGAGGAUGAGUUGGAAGACUAUAUGGUAGAGAUUGAAAUUCUGGCCUCUUGCAACCAUCAUUACAUCGUCAAACUGCUGGAUGCCUUCUAUUUUGAAGGAAAACUUUGGAUUCUGAUCGAGUUCUGUGCGGGUGGUGCAGUGGAUGCCAUCAUGCUGGAACUCGAGAGGCCUCUGACAGAGCCCCAGAUCCGUGUGGUGUGUAAACAGACCUUGGAUGCGUUAUGCUACCUCCAUGAGAACAAGGUCAUCCAUAGAGACUUGAAAGCUGGGAAUAUUCUCCUCUCCUUGGAGGGAGAUGUGAAACUUGCUGACUUCGGGGUGUCUGCUAAAAAUACCAAGACGUUACAGAGAAGAGAUUCUUUCAUUGGCACUCCGUAUUGGAUGGCCCCAGAGGUGGUAAUGUGCGAAACUUCCAAGGACCGUCCAUACGACUACAAGGCUGACAUCUGGUCCCUUGGGGUAACCCUGAUAGAGCUGGCGCAGAUUGAGCCACCCAACCACGAGAUGAAUCCCAUGAGAGUGCUGCUGAAAAUAGCCAAGUCCGAGCCGCCCACACUCAUGCAUCCCUCUCGCUGGUCGCCAGAAUUCAGUGACUUCCUGCGGAAGGCACUUGAUAAGAAUGUGGACAAUAGGUGGGGCCCUGUACAACUUCUACAGCAUCCUUUUGUCACCAGUGUAACUGAUAGCAAACCCCUCAGAGAGCUCAUAGCCGAGGCCAAAGCUGAGGUCACAGAGGAGAUUGAGGACAGUAAAGAGGAGGAAGAGGAGGAAGAGCCUGAUACACCUCUGGCGGCUCCUGGGCACAAGCGAGCACCAUCAGAUGGCAGUGUGGCCAGCUCAGAGGAUGACAAAGUUCCACCAACCCCUUCCACGCUGGAAUCUGUUACAGAAAAGGCAGAGGCUGAAGUUGCUGAGGACAGGACCAGUGAUAAGCUGUCUGAUGAAGGACUGGGAACAAGUGAGGUAGACAAGACUGAAGAGGAGAAACUCAAUGAAGUGUCUGAUGCUAGCAAUGAAGACCUGGCCUCUGGGUUAAUAGAGCCCACCAAGAACAUUAUCUCACAAGAUUCUACGGAGACUAAACCAGAAGAUGGUCAAGCUGAAGAAAUUCCUGCUGAGCCUGUACUAUCACAGCCAGAAGAACCUGUGACAGAUGGUCAACAAACAGUGGAGGAACUGACUGAGACACAAGAGAAAACCAAGGAUGAAUCUCCACAAGUAUUGGAGGUUGAAAAAGAGCCCGAAGAGGUGACAGAAGAGGAGGAAAAAGAAACAGGUACAGAAGAAUCUGAGUCAAAUCAACAGCUUACUGAAUCCAGAGAAUCAGAGGAGAAACUUGAAGAUACACCAGAAAAGCCAGAAUCCAUAUCAGAAGUAGUGAAGGCAGGAGAAAAAGAAGAAGAAGAUAAGGACACAAUAUCAGAUAUGGCUAAUGGUACAGAUGUAGAUAUGGACAAAGACAAUAUAGAAUCAAGCCCAGAAUCAAAUGUAUUGGACACAAACUUAGAUGGAGACACAGAAACAAAGUCCAGUGUUGAUGACUCCUCUGCUGAGGUUUUGGUUGAGAAGGAGGUUGCAGAAAGUCAGCCAGGUGGGGCGACAGAAGAAAAGCCUGACGAGAAAGUCCCUGAGGAGGCAGAGCAGCCGGAACAAGAGAAUGAGGCCAGAGAGAUUGAACUGGAGGAGCAGGCACCAAGUGAAUCCACAAAUGGAGUCAGUGAUGAAGCCAAAGACACCUCUGAGGAUUCAGAACAAGUGCUUCCAUCUAAGGAUGUCCCAGUGAAGGAAGAUGAGGAAAAGACUACUAGUGCAGAUGAGAGCACAUCGCAAAAUUCGGUCUGCGUCCCAGAGAGUGAAACUGAUUCAGAAACCAAGACGGAGCAGGGAAGCCCUGCUGUGAUCAAACCAGAUGUGGAGAAGGACUCUGACUCUGGAAGCAGCUCUGCUGCCGAUAGCAACAGCCUUGACCUCAAUCUGUCCAUCUCCAGCUUCCUGUCCAAGAGCAAAGAAGGGGGCUCAAUAUCAUUGCAGGAGUCAAAACGUCAGAAGAAGACUCUAAAAAAGACACGUAAGUUCAUGGUGGAUGGAGUGGAGGUCAGUGUGACAACAUCAAAGAUAGUGACCGAUAACGACACCAAGAGUGAGGAGAUGCGGUUCCUCAGGCGGCAGGAGCUGAGAGAGCUGCGCCUCCUGCAGAAAGAGGAGCAGAGGGCUCAGCAGCUGCUCAGCAACAAGCUGCAGCAGCAGAGAGAGCAGAUCUACAGGCGCUUUGAACAGGAAACUACAGCUAAGAAGCGUCAGUAUGAUCAAGAAGUGGAGAACCUGGAAAAGAAACAGAAGCAGACCAUCGAGCGCCUGGAGCAGGAUCACACCAGCCGCCUCCGAGACGAGGCCAAACGCAUCAAAGCAGAUCAAGACAAGGAGCUCUCCAAGUUUCAAAACAUGCUGAAGAACCGGAAGAAAGAGGUCGAACAGGAAGUUGGACAGUCACCCAAACACAUGAGAAAAGAGCUCAUGAAACGCGUAAAGGAGGACCUAUCACUCCUUAAGACUGCUGAGGAGCAGGAGUUCCUACAGAAACAGCAGCAAGAGCUGGACGGAGCUCUAAAGAAAAUUAUCCAGCAGCACAAACUGGAAAUUGCCACGAUUGAGAGGGACUGCCUUAACCACAAGCAGCAGCUGAUGAGAGCUAGAGAGGCAGCCAUGUGGGAGUUGGAGGAACGCCACCUGCAGGAGAAGCACCAGCAGCUGAAGCAGCAGCUCAAAGACCAGUACUUCCUACAGAGACACCAGCUGCUGAAGAGGCACGAGAAAGAGAUGGAGCAGAUGCAGCGCUACAACCAGCGGCUGAUUGAGGAGAUGAAGAACAAACAGAACCAAGAAAGGGUUCGUCUGCCCAAGAUCCAGCGCAGCGAGGCCAAGACCCGCAUGGCCAUGUUCAAGAAGAGCCUCCGUAUCACUGCCACUGCGAGUGUGACUCCAGAGCAGGAGAGAGAACGGAUAAAACAGUUUGCUUCUCAGGAAGAAAAGAGGCAGAAGAACGAGAGGCUCCAUCAACACCAAAAACAUGAGAACCAGAUGAGGGAUCUGCAGCUGCAGUGUGACUCAAACAUCAGAGAGCUGCAGCAGCUACAGAAUGAGAAAUGCCACCUGCUGAUCGAACAUGAGACCCAAAAACUGAAGGAGCUGGAUGAGGAGCACACCCAGGAGAUAAAGGAGUGGAGAGAGAAGCUCAGACCCAGGAAGAAGGCAUUGGAGGAGGAGUUCACACGGAAGCUCCAGGAGCAGGAGGUCUUCUUCAAGAUGAGCGGCGAAUCCGAAUGCCUUAACCCCACCACCCAGAGUCGAGUAUCCAAAUUUUACCCCAUCCCAAACCUGCACAACUCUAGUUUAUAGCCUCAAAUCAAACUUGGCUGUGCUAACAGACUCUUCCUGUGUGUGCAUCAUUUCUCUGACCGUUACUGAUAAACAUGAACAUGUCUUCACUGCUUCGAUUCCACCUUUAGUGAGCAUGAUGUGCCUACACUCCGUUCCCUCACUUAGUCAACUCUUAUCUGCUCGUUGGGAAAUGUCCGAUGGACAAAUAUGCACUUUUUUGAGCAUGUUCAAAAUGUAUAAGUCUGCAGUAGGUAGCUAUGGCCAAUCAUGCUUAUCAGAAGCAUUGUAAGCACAGCCUGCUACAGUAUGAAUGAUCUUCAGUGCCUCAUAUGUUCUUUUUUGUUUCUGCAUUUAGGGCCCAUCCAUGUGUUUAUUACAGCUUGCGGUAAAUACAGGGCCCCCUGAAUGUUUUGCACUUAAAUACCUGGAUAUCAUUUUCACCUGUAAUCACAAGGUGUUGAGAGAGAGUUUUAUUCAUUUCAUAAGCUGGUGAGUAAGCCAACUAUAAAGUCUGUUUUGCUGCAUGUAAGGUGGAGCUGGUUCUGGGGAGAUGUACUGAUGAGUCAGAAGAGGUCUGUAGUCUGUAAGGCGUUGUUAUGGCUGUGUAGUCCUAUGUGCCCAGUGUGUAAUGUCUUCAUGGGAGUCAAAAACAGCAACGUGUUGGGAUCAUAAGGCUGUGAUUUAAAAGCAAGUGGAAUGUACUGUGUUGUGAAUCAUGCGCUGAGUAAAAUGUUACAUGUGCGUAGCUACAUAUGAAGUUCAAUCAGAUACUCUGCUUAACAUGAGGAUUUUAGUCUUUAAAAAAUAUAUCUAUUGCUUUAGUACAUCAUUUCAUUUCAUUGCUGUUCUCCAAAAUACACAUUCCCCUGUUUAGUUAAAGACAGAGGUGGCCUGUUACUUCCUGGAGAAUGAUGAAAAUACUCAUAUAAAUAAAUAAAAGAUCACCUUUUUUGAGA
Messenger RNA from Scomber japonicus (chub mackerel), 4942 nucleotides. It is a transcript of the gene slka, whose product is annotated as STE20-like kinase a. Gene Ontology annotation, molecular function: protein serine/threonine kinase activity; ATP binding. The transcript is spliced from 19 exons. Lineage: Eukaryota; Metazoa; Chordata; Actinopteri; Scombriformes; Scombridae. Gene Ontology annotation, biological process: protein phosphorylation. Bases 402 to 4004 code for a protein of 1200 amino acids. The record is from RefSeq and is a predicted model, not a curated record.